AUGGGUGUAAAAGCUUCUCUGGGGGUAUCCAUUGUUCUUAAACAGCAGACCAUGCAUGGACAUUCUUUUAAUAAAUAUAUCUAUAUAUUUUUUUUGCAGCACUAUAUUUUGGCAUUUGGAGGUAUAAUAGCGAUUCCACUAAUCCUAGCAGAACCUUUGUGUGUGAAACAUGAUAAUUAUGUAAAAAGCCAGCUGAUAAGCACAAUUUUCUUUGUGUCUGGAAUAUGCACAAUUCUGCAAACAACAAUUGGCACAAGGCUACCUAUUCUUCAAGGAGGUACCUUUAGCUUCAUUACUCCCACACUAGCCAUUCUAUCUUUGCCUCGGUGGAAGUGUCCAGAUUUAGAAAAUUCUGUAUACAAUGUUAGCAAUAAUAAUAAUAUCACAGAAAUUUGGCAAUCUCGUAUAAGAGAGAUUCAAGGCGCAGUGGUUGUGGCAUCAUGUUUACAGCUCAUCCUGGGCUUUUCUGGAUUGAUUGGACUUUUGUUAAAUUUUAUUGGACCCCUCUCCAUCAUACCAACCAUAACCCUUAUUGGACUUUCACUUUUUGGUCAAGCAGGAAAGAAAUGUGGGACUCAUUGGGGAAUAGCUUUUAUAACCAUUGGAUUGAUUGUUCUUUUCUCACAAUACCUCAGAAACAUAGAAUUACCAACAAUAAUUUAUAACAAAGGAAAAUGGAAAAUCAGUAAAUACCCUGUUUUCAAGCUAUUUCCUGUGUUGCUGGGAAUGUGCUUAUCCUGGCUUGUCUGUUAUAUUUUUACAUCCUGUGACAUACUUCCAGUAAUUCCAACCAGAUAUGGAUAUGCUGCACGAACUGAUAUCAAUAUUGAUGCAAUAACUAAUGCUCCAUGGUUUCACAUUCCAUACCCAGGCCAGUGGGGUUGGCCCACUGUAAGUCUGUCUUCUGUAUUGGGAAUGCUAUCUGGUGUAUUAUCCUCUACUAUAGAAUCAGUAGGAGAUUACUAUACCUGUGCCAGAUUAUCUGGAGCCCCACUCCCACCAAUUCAUGCAAUAAACAGGGGAAUCGGCAUAGAAGGGAUUGGAUGCAUUCUAGCUGGAAUUUGGGGAACUGGAAAUGGGACAACUUCAUACAGUCAGAACAUUGCAGCUCUGGGAAUUACAAAGGUUGGAAGUCGUUUAGUUCUACAGACUGCUGGUAUUCUUCUAAUUGUUUUGGGAAUGUUUGGAAAAUUUGGAGCUAUUUUCAUCACAAUUCCAGAACCAGUAAUUGGAGGCAUGUUCAUGAUUAUGUUUGGUAUGAUUGCAGCUGUUGGAAUUUCAAAUCUCCAGUAUGUGGAUUUAAACUCAUCCAGAAACCUCUUUGUGUUGGGAUUUUCUUUGUUUAGUGGCCUAGUUAUUCCAACCUGGUUAAAUGAAAAUCCAGGAGCUAUCAGUACAGGAAUAAAAGAACUUGAUCAAACGUUAACGGUGCUUUUCACAACACAUAUGUUUGUUGGAGGAUUCUUUGGAUGUCUUUUGGAUAACACAAUUCCAGGUUCAGAUGAAGAAAGAGGAACCUCAUCUUGGCAGAAACAAAUACACGGAGUGGAAACGAAUGGUAGCCUAGGACAAUCUUGUUAUGAUCUGCCUUUUGUCACAAAGUACCUAAGAAGGCUUUCAUGGAGCCGAUACAUUCCUUUCUUACCAACAUUUCAGAUGAAUAAAAAUUAACUGCCAUCUUCUAAAAGAAUGUGCUUAUUUCUUUGCCAAGGAUGUAAUAAAUUGUUUUACACAGUUUAGCAAAAGAGAGCAACUUGGUAUUUCCAAGCUAUUAGUCAAUUUGUUCUGUGGAAAGCGUUUAUACAUUAAAGGGACAUUAAACACAGCUCUUUCUUUUGUGUAAAAAUUGUGCUUUGCACCAUAAUCCCUAGAGAGGCUAAAAAGGAAACUCUAUGACCUAUAUUUUAAAACUGCUGCAAAGUGCCUAAACAGCAGUUUGAUUUGCAGCAUUUACAGGUAAAUGAAUUUGAUUUUUGCCUUCCUAGAAAAAGUCUUAAAAACACAAUUUGUUUAAUGUCCUUUUAAAAGCUAUUAAAUUAUAUAAAAUUACUAUUGCAGAUUUCACUAAAUUACUUUAAAGAUAAUGAGAUAUAUUUCAUUUGAAUUGUACUUUUUAAUUUCCAAUUUUAAAACACUAGUUUAAAAAUGAUUUAUUAAAUUAAGAAUACUACACAAUCAUUGUUGCAAAAUGUAAAGAAAGAUAAGUUAGUACACAGAUGGCAAUGUUUUCUAAGUUUUAAAAUAGUACAAUUUCCCACACAAAAAAGAAUUUGAGCAUAAAAUAAAUUGGCUAUUGUAUGCAUCUCAUAUAUAACACUUCAUUACAUUAUCAUUUGUUGAAAUUAGAAUGUUAUAAAAGUAACAAUGUUAUUUACUUAUAUUCCAAAAUAAAGCCAGAAUUAAAAGAGUA
This is a messenger RNA of Bombina bombina (fire-bellied toad), 2410 nucleotides long. RefSeq names its product solute carrier family 23 member 2-like. Gene Ontology annotation, cellular component: membrane. The coding region runs from base 1 to 1671 and encodes 556 amino acids. Gene Ontology annotation, molecular function: transmembrane transporter activity. NCBI's taxonomy places the organism in Eukaryota, Metazoa, Chordata, Amphibia, Anura, Bombinatoridae. Gene Ontology annotation, biological process: transmembrane transport. The record is from RefSeq and is a predicted model, not a curated record. The transcript has 11 exons.